UGGGUGGUCAGGCUAUAAAAUCCCUCCAUGCAGGUACUCCAUAGCAGCAUCUUCACAGCGGCACAGUUUGUUCAGACAAAAUGGGAUUUUUAUGCGUUCUUUUUCUCGCUGCCGUCCCCACGGCGUUGGCAGAUACUUUGAGUGAUACCAUUAAGACCUUGGUAUUCCCCAGUGAGACAAAUAGCGAUUAUGUUGAGUUGACCCCUCUUAAACCUCUGAACCUGAGGGCGUUCAGUCUGUGCAUGCGUGUUGCCACAGAGCUCACUGGACAGCGUGAGAUCAUCCUCUUUGCCUAUCGGACUCCACACGCUGAUGAACUGAAUUUGUGGUGUGAACGGGACGGCAGAUUGUCCUUGUACCUGAGUUCAUCAUCAGAAGCUGCUAGCUUCAGCGUCCCUCAGCUUGGUGCCCUUGAGACCCACCUGUGUUUCACCUGGAAUUCCAGUACAGGUGCUACUGCCCUCUUCAUGAAUGGGAAGAAAAGCCUGACUAAAAUCUACAAGCAGGGUCACACAGUGCGUCCUGAUGGCAAGGUUGUCAUCGGACAAGAUCUGGACAGUUACUUAGGUGAAUAUGAGGCUAAACAGAGUUUUGUUGGUGAGAUCAGUGAUGUCAAUUUGUGGGACUCUGUCCUCUCAGACAGCACCAUCAAAUACUUGUCCUCUGGGAUCAGAAUAUCAGGAGGAAACGUUUUAGACUGGGGAAGUAUAGAGUUUAAAUCCAGUUUUGGGGCAAAGAUUUUAAAUCGUGAACUGUAGCUGUAAUUGUCACACAUGACAUGCUGGAAUAAUGUAGGCAGUGUCAUAAUAUAAAAUAAAGCCAUAUAAAGCUUAAAGUCAAUGUAGCCAGCUUAAACCUGUAUAACAUAUAAGCAGAAGAUGAUUUUAUGGUUAACCCUCCUGUUGUCCUUGAGUCGAGGAAGGAAGGGAGGAAGAAGGAAGGAAAGGAGGAAGGAAGGGGAGAAAGGAGGAAGGAAAGGAGGAAGGAAGGGGAGAAAAGGAGGAAGGAAGGGAGGAAGAAGGAUGGAAGGAUGGAAGGGAGGAAGAAAGAGAGAAGGAGGGAGGGAGGAAAGGAAGGAAGGAAGGUAGGUAGGAGGGAGUAAAGAAAGAGAAGGAGGGAAGGAGGAAGGUAGGAAUGAAGGAAGGAGGGAGGGAGGAAAGAAGGACAGAAGGAAGGGAGGAAGGAGGGAAGGAAAGAAGGACAGAAGGAAGAAAGGAAGGGAGGAAAGAAGGAACAGUCAAAACAGGCGGGGUCAAUUUGACCCGGGAGGCCCACACAAAGGUUAAAGUCUGUGCACUCAGGUCAGAAUCAUUCAUGAGCAUUUCUUACCACAAAUGUGGCGUCUCACUGUAAUUGUUUUCAAUCCAAUAAAAACUUUUGCUGAUAA
This is a messenger RNA of Scomber scombrus (Atlantic mackerel), 1387 nucleotides long. Its product is annotated as C-reactive protein-like. Bases 81 to 758 code for a protein of 225 amino acids. The record is from RefSeq and is a predicted model, not a curated record. The transcript has 4 exons. Lineage: Eukaryota; Metazoa; Chordata; Actinopteri; Scombriformes; Scombridae.